Drosophila innubila is the source of this 795-nucleotide messenger RNA. RefSeq lists its product as uncharacterized. The record is from RefSeq and is a predicted model, not a curated record. The transcript is spliced from 2 exons. NCBI's taxonomy places the organism in Eukaryota, Metazoa, Arthropoda, Insecta, Diptera, Drosophilidae. Bases 1 to 795 code for a protein of 264 amino acids.
AUGUUCAAGAAAUCUGCUCUAAGUUUUCUGCUAUUUGCCACUUGCUUGGCCAUUGCAGUUGCUAGUCAAAGCGGCUCAGGUGACUCUUCUGGAAAAAAAGCUGUAACUCAUGCUCAGGUCCAGCCGCGUUUUCUUUGGAUUAAACGUGCCGAGAGCAAACCACAACAACCCAUUGUUCUUCUGCAACAACCACACUCGGAGUCUGACAGACAUCACCAUCAUCAUCCUCCACACUGGUCAGACUACUAUCCAUAUCCACCACCACCACCAAGGCCAAAUCGCCCGCCAUUCAAUAUCCCCGGACUAUCAGAGUAUCUGGGCAGCGGACCAUCUAUUGUCAUAAUCAACCCGAAUAAUGCUCAGAAUCUUACAUUUCCCGCGGCAGCAGCACCUGCAGCUGAUGCAGGAGGUGGUACUGGAGGUACUGGAGGUACAGGCAGAAAUAGCGCCAAUCGCCGCAGCUCCAACCCCAUUGUGGAUCUUCUGCAGGAUAGCAUUCUUGAUGAUGAUACGGAGGUGAUCACUGUCCCAGAAAAUGCUGAGGCAGAGGGAGAUGCACUUGCCUCCCAACAACAGCAACAACAACAACAACAAGUGUCCCAGUCUUAUUAUGGCGGCGAGGAGCGAGAUGAGGAUUACGGCGAGGAUGAGCUGGCCCUGUUGGAGCGUCAGGCAGCACGAGGAUUGAGUCCCAAGCACCUGCUCUCGUUCCUCUUGCAGGAUAAGCGACGCAGGCGCAUUCAGGAGGCUGUUGCCGGCAUUUACCUGAGGAACUACAAUCUGAAUCGCAAGUGA